AUGAGCACGAUCAAGAACAGGCGGGUGGUAAUCGCCUCGCUCUUCCUGCCCAAUACCGCUCUACUCGGCGCUGAGGAUGUCGAGCCUACACAUGAACUGCCGACAAUUCCAUCCCCCGGCGUACUCAAUGGCAAUCCUGUGCUUUCUAUGCCCAAGCCUAUGACCCACGCCCGGAGAACUUCGGGUCCGAUCACGAGUAUCCUGGACGAUCUGGCCGGAAAGUCGCGAGCUGUUACGCCGACAAAGGGUUUGCUGAACGAGCCCAACCCUCUGUUCUCGACUAUGACACCUAUGGGCGAAGAUGUCAACCCGUUCGGAAGGUCUGCCCUGCCGUCCAAGACGACCACCCCGCUAUCUCGCCCGCCCGUGUCCCGCGUUGUGACGGGAAAUAACCCAGAGUUCUCCCGCCGCACCGCGCAGAACCAGGAAUUCGCUCUUCCGCUUCACAUCCCACAUCGCGUCCAGCGCAAGAUGACACGCACGAGCUCUGUCCGACGUACACGCAGCUCGGAGUCAGGAAACGAGAGCCCUGGUGGACAACCCUGGCACAUUGACCACAAUCCUCACUGCAACGGCGGUCUGCACAACGCCGUGCAAUCCAUCGAUGCACGGCUGAAGGAGAAGCUUUGGGUCGGUACCCUCGGUGGCGAUACGGAUAGCCUCAACGGGUCCCUGCGUCGUAGCAUCGAUGCUCGCAUGGCGAAGGAGUGCGACUCUCUACCCGUCUGGAUACCCGACGAGGAGUUCGGGAAGUACUACGACGAGUUCUGCCAUCAAGUGCUUUGGCCAUGCCUACACUACGUCGUCCCCGAUGCGCCGAAGACCAAGUACUUUUACGAGAGCUCUGCUUGGACGCAGUACAAGACGGUCAACCAGCGUUUUGCGGAUGCUAUCGUGGCAAAUUACAAGGACGGCGACAUCAUCUGGGUAAACGAUUAUCACUUGAUGCUUCUGCCCGCUAUGCUCCGCGAGAAGCUUCCGCAAGCGACUAUCGGCUUCUUUAUGCACGUCGCGUUCCCCAGCUCGGAGAUCUUCCGCUGUCUGGCCGUGCGGGAGCCCAUCCUCCGCGGCAUGCUCGCGGCGGAUCUCGUCGGCUUCCAGACUGCGAACUAUGCACGCCACUUCCGGCAGACCGUUGCGCGCAUCCUGUCCUUCGAGACCGUGCCUAAGGGGAUACAGUGCGAAAACAAUUUUGUCGACGUUGGUGUCUUCCCCAUGGGCAUCGACGUGCAGGCCCUCCAGGAGCGCAAGCAUGACGAAGAGGUGCAGCAUUGGGUUGGCGUACUCAAGGAGCGCUACGCGAACGUCAAGCUUGUCGUCGGUCGCGAUAAGCUGGACGAAGUUCAGGGCGUACGGCACAAGAUCGCGGCAUUCGAGGAGUUCCUCACGAAGUUCCCUCAAUACCAGGGCAAAGUCGUUCUUCUGCAGGUCGCUCUCCAUACGACCGAGCAGAACGAGCACCAUGGCGGCGUCUCGGACAUCGUCUCACGGCUCAACUCCCGCUUCUCUUCCCUGACGUAUCAGCCCGUCGUCUUCCUGCAUACCGAGGACCUCUCGUUCGCACAGUAUCUCGCGCUUCUUACGGUCGCGGACGCGUUUAUUGUGACGAGCAUGCGCGAGGGCAUGGCUCUUCGCUCGCAUGAGUUCGUGGAGUGCCAGGAAGGCCGCCAUCGACCGCUCAUCCUCUCGGAGUUCACCGGCACGUACAGCUACUCGGGCUUCCGCUCGUGUAUACCGAUCAACCCCUGGGACACGCGCAACACGGCCAAGGCCAUUCACCAAGCCUUGUCGAUGGACGAUGAUGAAGCGCGCACACGGUGGGAGGACCUGCAUGCUCACGUCGUGACACAGACGGCCCAGGCGUUUGCGACGAGCUUUUUGACGCGCUGUGUGCGCACACAUGCGGAGCAUACCGCGGCCGACUCGGACCCGGACGCUGUCGCUGCACUCGAUACGCGCAGGUUGCUUCCACGAUACAAGCACUCACAGAGCCGGUUACUCCUUCUCGACCUUGAGUACAGCCUCUGGCAACGGGACCCCGCCGGCGAGCGUGGGAAUGAGGGUUCAAGCAUGGCUGUUCCGGAAGAGGCGCUCGACAUUGUCCGUCGUCUCAGCGAAGAUGCGCGCAACGAGGUCUGGCUGCUCAGCGGGCUCCGCCGCGAUGGGCUCGAGAACAUCUUGAAGGUUGCGCCGAAGGUUGGACUCGUUGCCGAGAAUGGAUGCUACAUCCGCACGAUUCCUGGCAAGAACUCGACCGGAGAGUGGGUGUCCAUGGUCGAGCGCUUCGAUCUCGCGUGGAAGGCGCCAACUGUUGAGAUCCUCAACUACUUCUCCGAGCGCACUCCUGGCUCGUGGGUGGAAGAGCGCGAGGCGAGCGUUGUGUGGCGCUACUGUGCGCCCGAUGCACCAGAUGGCGACCGUCAAUGGGCGCGGCGCCAGGCCGCGGAGGCACAGAACCACAUAUUCGAUUCCCUCGGCGAGCGCUUCGGCCUGCGCAUCAUUCCCGGCGCAUCAUCCUUCCUCGUCUUGCCCAACUUCAUCUCCCGCUCAUCUGCUGUGGGCGCUAUCCUGCAUCCCUCUGGACCUGGCCGCGCACCGCGCGGUACACCUGUCGAGAGCGCAGACGUUGGGGAGAAGUUCGUGUUCGCAUUGGGCAACGAUGAGAAGCUGCUAAGGCGUUUGGGUGAGGUGGAUGGUGUCGAGACGUGCUCGACCAGAGUGGAGGGGAAGACAGACGCCCGGUGGCGCUGUGCGAAAGCGGAUGUAUUGGGUGUAUUGAGGGCGUUGGCCGACUCGUCGACGCAGUAA
Peniophora sp. CBMAI 1063 is the source of this 2808-nucleotide messenger RNA. The record is from the annotation of a GenBank genome assembly. Lineage: Eukaryota; Fungi; Basidiomycota; Agaricomycetes; Russulales; Peniophoraceae.